AUGGGCCUUCGCUGGAGCUUGCUGCUGCUUGCAGCAGCCGUCGCCUUGCUGUCCGGCGAUGCGUCCGCGCAAGUCGUGGUGCCGCAGUGCUACUCGACCCGAAACCUCCCCGGCGAGACCAACCCCUGCAAGCACUCCUUCGACGCCAAAUUCGACUUCACCAACACCACCGUGACCGUCCCCGGCGGCAAAAAGAACCCCGCGGGCACGAGCUACUCCCGGUUCUGCAUCACCCUAAGCACGACCCGCCCCUGCAACCCGGCAGACUCCAUGUGCUGCCCCGCCGCCGUGCCCGUGACCUCCAGCAGCCCCAGCGUGUACGAGCUCCAGCUCUUCACACGCUCCGAGUGCGUUGAGAAGGGCGCCGGCAACACCGAGCUCAAGAAGAUCCGCUUCUACCUGGGAGACAAGAAGAUCUCCCCCGGCAUCGACAAGAAGGCGCCCGCGCUUACCUUCCGCCGCUCCUGGUGGGGCACCAACAAGCUCUGCUUCGAGAUCCCCCUGGACGGCCAGGGCGUCACCCCCUGCAGCUCCCUGCCGCUGCUCUGCUCCGCCGACGGCUGCAAGCUGACAUUAGUCACCAAGCCCUUCGACCAGGCCGGCGCGGGCUGCGCUGCGCGGGGCGUGGGGCGCGCGCGCCGCAUUGGCGCCGGCCCGGGGUCCGCCUUUGAGAGGCUGGCCUGCCCCGGACCCCCAGGACUCACGGACGGCAAGACCGGGCCCAAGAAGAAGACCGGCUGCAAGAUGUCCUCAGGCCUCGAGUAUGACUGCACCGCCACCUGCACCCGCCCCGGCUUCAAGUGCAAUGCCGCCAACCUGUGCAUCCCGUACGUCCCGCCCCCGACCACCGGCGACGACUGCUCCAACGGGCCCGCCGAUAUUUGCAAGGUCCAGUGCCUCAACGGCGGCACCUGCCUUCCCCCAGACUCCUGUGACUGCACGGGCACCGGCUACUCCGGCCCCACCUGCAACAUCCGCAACUGCACCGGCUUUGCAGUCAACGCCGGGGCCGACCAGACCGUCACGACCGGCACCGUCAACAUCACCGUCGCAGUCACGCCCGCCGCGUUCACGCCGGCGGACAUCUCGUUCACCUUCACGCCGGCCACCGCCGGCGCAGCGUGCGUGGCGGCGGCCGGCGCCCCCGGCGUUUACACCUGCAGCGGGCUGCCGAACGGGAAGACCACCAUCAACGUGACCGCCACCAAGGACGUGUGCGUGACUUCCGAUACCGUUGACAUCACCGUGACACCCUCCGGCGGCGGCUGCACCGACGUGGCUGUGUCAGUUGUUCCCGCCGCCGCCAACGUUGUCAACGGCGCCAUCGACGUGACGAUCACCCUGGGCGCGUCCCUGACAGGCGCCACCCCCGUCGUCACGGUCACCCCGUCCGGCACCUGCGCAGUCAAGGCUGGCAACGUCUACACUUGCACUGGCUUGGCGACCGGCCAAAGCACCAUCAGCGCGAGCGCCACCCUCGGAGACUGCAAGGGCUCGGGGUCCGUGGUGGUUUCCACCUCCACUGGUGAGCAAAAGGAGCAGCCCGCUCUGGUGACCUGUGAUUUUGGCCACAAAUGCGUGUGA
Molecule: messenger RNA, 1584 nt
Organism: Monoraphidium neglectum
Lineage: Eukaryota; Viridiplantae; Chlorophyta; Chlorophyceae; Sphaeropleales; Selenastraceae
Exons: 10
Coding region: 1-1584 (527 amino acids)
Source: RefSeq, a predicted model, not a curated record